GACUGAACCUACUUUGAGACUCCUACCUACACUUGAAGGAUGUUGACUACGGUUGGAAUAUUUGUCUUGUUGUGUAUUCUAGGAAAGCUGACUGGAAAUUUGGGUGAAAAUGUUGCCAGACGUGGACAAGUGGCUCAGUCUUCAAUGUAUGGGAAUGCCAAACCCGAAAAUGCCAUUGAUGGGAAUCGUGCAAGCAACUACUAUCAGGAAUCUUGUGCCCAUACAAACAAUGACUUGAAUCCAUGGUGGAGACUUGACCUUUUGAAGACACAUAAAAUCAAUACUGUGACUAUCACCAACAGACAAGACUGUUGCCCUGAGAGGAUCAGUGGAGCUGAGAUCCACAUUGGAAAUUCACUUAAUGACAAUGGCAAUGUGAAUCCCAGAUGUGCUGUAAUCUCAUCUAUCGCUGCUGGGGCAUCACAAACCUUUGCAUGUAAUGGAAUGGAAGGUCGCUACAUAAACAUUGUUAUUCCUGGGAGAAGAGAAUACCUGACAGUUUGUGAGGUGGAAGUUGAUGGUACACUUUCAGAGACUAAUGUUGCCAGACGUGGACAAGUGGCUCAGUCUUCAAUGUAUGGGAAUGCCAAACCUGAAAAUGCCAUUGAUGGGAAUCGUGCAAGCAACUUCAACCAGGGAUCCUGUGCCUGUACAAACAACAACUUGAAUCCAUGGUGGAGACUUGACCUUUUGAAGACACAUAAAAUCAACACUGUGACUAUCACCAACAGACAAGACUGUUGCCCUGAGAGGAUCAAUGGAGCUGAGAUCCGCAUUGGAAAUUCACUUAAUGACAAUGGCAAUGCGAAUCCCAGAUGUGCUGUAAUCUCGUCCAUCGCUGCUGGGGCAUCACAAACCUUUGCAUGUAAUGGAAUGGAAGGUCGCUACAUAAACAUCGUUAUUCCUGGGAGAACAGAAUACCUGACACUUUGUGAGGUGGAAGUUGAUGGUACACUUUCAGAGACUAAUGUUGCCAGACUUGGACAAGUGGCUCAGUCUUCAAUGUAUGGGAAUGCCAAACCUGAAAAUGCCAUUGAUGGGAAUCGUGCAAGCAACUUCAACCAGGGAUCCUGUGCCUGUACAAACAACAACUUGAAUCCAUGGUGGAGACUUGACCUUUUGAAGACACAUAAAAUCAACACUGUGACUAUCACCAACAGACAAGACUGUUGCCCUGAGAGGAUCAAUGGAGCUGAGAUCCGCAUUGGAAAUUCACUUAAUGACAAUGGCAAUGCGAAUCCCAGAUGUGCUGUAAUCUCGUCCAUCGCUGCUGGGGCAUCACAAACCUUUGCAUGUAAUGGAAUGGAAGGUCGCUACAUAAACAUCGUUAUUCCUGGGAGAACAGAAUACCUGACACUUUGUGAGGUGGAAGUUGAUGGUACACUUUCAGAGACUAAUGUUGCCAGACUUGGACAAGUGGCUCAGUCUUCAAUGUAUGGGAAUGCCAAACCUGAAAAUGCCAUUGAUGGGAAUCGUGCAAGCAACUUCAACCAGGGAUCCUGUGCCUGUACAAACAACAACUUGAAUCCAUGGUGGAGACUUGACCUUUUGAAGACACAUAAAAUCAACACUGUGACUAUCACCAACAGACAAGACUGUUGCCCUGAGAGGAUCAAUGGAGCUGAGAUCCGCAUUGGAAAUUCACUUAAUGACAAUGGCAAUGCGAAUCCCAGAUGUGCUGUAAUCUCGUCCAUCGCUGCUGGGGCAUCACAAACCUUUGCAUGUAAUGGAAUGGAAGGUCGCUACAUAAACAUCGUUAUUCCUGGGAGAACAGAAUACCUGACACUUUGUGAGGUGGAAGUUGAUGGUACACUUUCAGAGACUAAUGUUGCCAGACUUGGACAAGUGGCUCAGUCUUCAAUGUAUGGGAAUGCCAAACCUGAAAAUGCCAUUGAUGGGAAUCGUGCAAGCAACUUCAACCAGGGAUCCUGUGCCUGUACAAACAACAACUUGAAUCCAUGGUGGAGACUUGACCUUUUGAAGACACAUAAAAUCAACACUGUGACUAUCACCAACAGACAAGACUGUUGCCCUGAGAGGAUCAAUGGAGCUGAGAUCCGCAUUGGAAAUUCACUUAAUGACAAUGGCAAUGCGAAUCCCAGAUGUGCUGUAAUCUCGUCCAUCGCUGCUGGGGCAUCACAAACCUUUGCAUGUAAUGGAAUGGAAGGUCGCUACAUAAACAUCGUUAUUCCUGGGAGAACAGAAUACCUGACACUUUGUGAGGUGGAAGUUGAUGGUACACUUUCAGAGACUAAUGUUGCCAGACUUGGACAAGUGGCUCAGUCUUCAAUGUAUGGGAAUGCCAAACCUGAAAAUGCCAUUGAUGGGAAUCGUGCAAGCAACUUCAACCAGGGAUCCUGUGCCUGUACAAACAACAACUUGAAUCCAUGGUGGAGACUUGACCUUUUGAAGACACAUAAAAUCAACACUGUGACUAUCACCAACAGACAAGACUGUUGCCCUGAGAGGAUCAAUGGAGCUGAGAUCCGCAUUGGAAAUUCACUUAAUGACAAUGGCAAUGCGAAUGCCAGAUGUGCUGUAAUCUCGUCCAUCGCUGCUGGGGCAUCACAAACCUUUGCAUGUAAUGGAAUGGAAGGUCGCUACAUAAACAUCGUUAUUCCUGGGAGAACAGAAUACCUGACACUUUGUGAGGUGGAAGUUGAUGGUACACUUUCAGAGACUAAUGUUGCCAGACUUGGACAAGUGGCUCAGUCUUCAAUGUAUGGGAAUGCCAAACCUGAAAAUGCCAUUGAUGGGAAUCGUGCAAGCAACUUCAACCAGGGAUCCUGUGCCUGUACAAACAACAACUUGAAUCCAUGGUGGAGACUUGACCUUUUGAAGACACAUAAAAUCAACACUGUGACUAUCACCAACAGACAAGACUGUUGCCCUGAGAGGAUCAAUGGAGCUGAGAUCCGCAUUGGAAAUUCACUUAAUGACAAUGGCAAUGCGAAUGCCAGAUGUGCUGUAAUCUCGUCCAUCGCUGCUGGGGCAUCACAAACCUUUGCAUGUAAUGGAAUGGAAGGUCGCUACAUAAACAUCGUUAUUCCUGGGAGAACAGAAUACCUGACACUUUGUGAGGUGGAAGUUGAUGGUACACUUUCAGAGACUAAUGUUGCCAGACUUGGACAAGUGGCUCAGUCUUCAAUGUAUGGGAAUGCCAAACCUGAAAAUGCCAUUGAUGGGAAUCGUGCAAGCAACUUCAACCAGGGAUCCUGUGCCUGUACAAACAACAACUUGAAUCCAUGGUGGAGACUUGACCUUUUGAAGACACAUAAAAUCAACACUGUGACUAUCACCAACAGACAAGACUGUUGCCCUGAGAGGAUCAAUGGAGCUGAGAUCCGCAUUGGAAAUUCACUUAAUGACAAUGGCAAUGCGAAUCCCAGAUGUGCUGUAAUCUCGUCCAUCGCUGCUGGGGCAUCACAAACCUUUGCAUGUAAUGGAAUGGAAGGUCGCUACAUAAACAUCGUUAUUCCUGGGAGAACAGAAUACCUGACACUUUGUGAGGUGGAAGUUGAUGGUACACUUUCAGAGACUAAUGUUGCCAGACGUGGACAAGUGGCUCAGUCUUCAAUGUAUGGGAAUGCCAAACCUGAAAAUGCCAUUGAUGGGAAUCGUGCCAGCAACUACUAUCAGGAAUCCUGUGCCCAUACAAACAAUGACUUGAAUCCAUGGUGGAGACUUGACCUUUUGAAGACACAUAAAAUCAACACUGUGACUAUCACCAACAGACAAGACUGUUGCCCUGAGAGGAUCAAUGGAGCUGAGAUCCGCAUUGGAAAUUCACUUAAUGACAAUGGCAAUGCGAAUGCCAGAUGUGCUGUAAUCUCGUCCAUCGCUGCUGGGGCAUCACAAACCUUUGCAUGUAAUGGAAUGGAAGGUCGCUACAUAAACAUCGUUAUUCCUGGGAGAAAAGAAUACCUGACACUUUGUGAGGUGGAAGUUGAUGGUACACUUUCAGAGACUAAUGUUGCCAGACUUGGACAAGUGGCUCAGUCUUCAAUGUAUGGGAAUGCCAAACCUGAAAAUGCCAUUGAUGGGAAUCGUGCAAGCAACUUCAACCAGGGAUCCUGUGCCUGUACAAACAACAACUUGAAUCCAUGGUGGAGACUUGACCUUUUGAAGACACAUAAAAUCAACACUGUGACUAUCACCAACAGACAAGACUGUUGCCCUGAGAGGAUCAAUGGAGCUGAGAUCCGCAUUGGAAAUUCACUUAAUGACAAUGGCAAUGCGAAUCCCAGAUGUGCUGUAAUCUCGUCCAUCGCUGCUGGGGCAUCACAAACCUUUGCAUGUAAUGGAAUGGAAGGUCGCUACAUAAACAUCGUUAUUCCUGGGAGAACAGAAUACCUGACACUUUGUGAGGUGGAAGUUGAUGGUACACUUUCAGAGACUAAUGUUGCCAGACUUGGACAAGUGGCUCAGUCUUCAAUGUAUGGGAAUGCCAAACCUGAAAAUGCCAUUGAUGGGAAUCGUGCAAGCAACUUCAACCAGGGAUCCUGUGCCUGUACAAACAACAACUUGAAUCCAUGGUGGAGACUUGACCUUUUGAAGACACAUAAAAUCGACACUGUGACUAUCACCAACAGACAAGACUGUUGCCCUGAGAGGAUCAAUGGAGCUGAGAUCCGCAUUGGAAAUUCACUUAAUGACAAUGGCAAUGCGAAUCCCAGAUGUGCUGUAAUCUCGUCCAUCGCUGCUGGGGCAUCACAAACCUUUGCAUGUAAUGGAAUGGAAGGUCGCUACAUAAACAUCGUUAUUCCUGGGAGAACAGAAUACCUGACACUUUGUGAGGUGGAAGUUGAUGGUACUCAACUCGAUUCUUACAAAGAAUCUGAGUGUAGCUGGGUCUAAAGAAAAUUAUUUACUCUUGUAGUGUUCCUUCAGUUGUAAAGUAAGUGUGUCAAGGGUUAUUCAGUUCAAAUUUUUUGAAACUUUUUAGUGACCCUAUUUGUACCCCCUGCUUUUACACACUGCAGGGAAAUUUUAUUCUGAUCAAUCAAUUUUACUGAAUGUUUCCAUUCAUAUAAUGUAAUUUCAGAAUUAUCACUUCAUAAAUAAAUAUUUCCUGUAUCUGUUGUAUCACAUGUAAUAUUUUACAAAACAUAUUACACUUUCUGUUUCCUUUCCAUGCAAAUGUUUAAACUCCAAAUAAAUAUUGGUGCAGCAAA
Oreochromis niloticus (Nile tilapia) is the source of this 5174-nucleotide messenger RNA. RefSeq lists its product as uncharacterized. NCBI's taxonomy places the organism in Eukaryota, Metazoa, Chordata, Actinopteri, Cichliformes, Cichlidae. Bases 40 to 4857 code for a protein of 1605 amino acids. The transcript is spliced from 24 exons. The record is from RefSeq and is a predicted model, not a curated record.